UCUUCUUUAUCGCCGCCAUAGCAGCUUUUGAGGAAUAUUAUCAUUAAUUUAAAUAGAGGAUUCCUUACGUUUGAUUGAAUAUAGAAGACUCAGGGGUAUCUCAAAAUGUGCCAAGUACUUCAAAUUUAGCAAAUAUUUUAGCUUGACGAUCAAAGUGUUGUCAUAUCAUCAAGAUUUUGUUUCAAAAUGAGGCCUGUUGUGACAUAAUUUUUCUCAUCCUCAACCUAUCAGCUGACCCAAGUCGGGACCGUACAUAAACGAUUGUACAUUCCCAACAAUUAUGGGAUCAAGAGGAAUACCCGGUGACAAGAUUAACUUGCGGUUGAUCUUAGUAAGUGGGAAAUCCAAAGAGUUCCUGUUUACGCCAAACGAGUCUGCGGCAGACAUAACAGAACUUGUUUACAACAACUGGCCAACAGAUUGGGAAGAUGAACCAUUACCACCGGCAAAUAUAUUGAGAUUAAUAUAUCAAGGAAGAUUUCUCCAUGGCAAUGUUACACUGGGAGCUUUACAACUACCUAUGGGCAAAACGACGGUGAUGCAUCUAGUGCCAAGAGAGAAUUUACCAGAACCAAACAAUCAAGGGCAGUUAAAAAAGGACAAAAGUGGUGAGAGUAACUGUAGUAACUGCUGUGUUAUACUCUGAAGCAUAGCGAUAUCACUGGACAAAUUCAUACAGACAGUCAUGAUAGGACAUGGAUGUACACUGUUGUAAAUGAUGUCCCGUCAUUUAGUGUGUGCUCCAGAACAAUGUUGUAUCAUUGUACAAACAAAAAUGCAUUGUGUUCUAAUAGGAUCUGAAAAAAAUAACAAAAAAAAACAAAAAAUGCUGAAGUGACUGAUUGACCAAGGACAGGAAACGUGAUGGUGGAUGAGGUUCUCAUUUUAACAUAGCUAGUCUGUGAUAAAGGUAAAACAAAGCAAAAUAGUACUUGUACUCUGUGCAUGUAGACAGUACUCCUGGACAUUUCUUCAUCUCUUUAUCUAUCUCUCUGUCAAUACUUUAAUUUCCCCUGUGAAAUGUCCAGGAAUAUUCUCGUGAAGGGAAAAUUGUUUUCCCUUCAUCAUGUGCUGACUGUUAGAAAACGUAAUGAAAAGAAACUGUGUAGGUGGGAAAACAAUUGUGUAUCCCUCACCUAGGACAAACAUUUGCAUAUUUAAAUCAUACUAUAGUGUUUUUUUCUGUAAAAUUUAUCACAUUAUCAUAAAUAGGCAUUUGUUUUUGUUCUACUUUGGUGGAGCAAUUUGUGUUCCCAGCAGAUUUUGUUACAGGUAUAUUCAGCUUUUGCUUGUUAUUAUGUUGUUAUGAUAUACAUUGAUAUGUCAUUUUUAUGUGUUGACAAAGAGAACUACUACGUACUUAAAUGAUGUUUUUAUGUUACAUUUUUAAUUCUUUCCCUAGAUAAAAUACAUGUACCAUUACAGAGGUUUUAUUGACUGCAAAACUUCUCAAAAAAUAUAUGAAAUUUAAAUUAUGUAUGAAAGAUUUGAAUGAAAUUUGGAUGUAUAUGUUUCAAAUUGUUGUCAGUGUGUUCUAUACAAAUAGUGUGUUGUACUGCUCAGAUUACUAGAUUGGUUACUUUAGAUACAUGACAUGGUGAGACAGUCAAGGCUGUUAUAAUUUGAUCAGUUUUUGGCCAAAGUAUUCUACAGAUCUACCUACAUUUUUUGAUAUUAUAUAAUUAAAUAGGAAUCUACUGUAAUCAUACAUAUACUAGCACAGUAAAAAAAAUAUCCAAGCACCAUUAACGGCAUAUUUGUAGUAGAAUGAGGAACAGUGAUAAAGAUAGUGCCGUUGCUGGGGCUCGUGCCUGCAACCCUUGGCUCUCCAGCCCGCUGCUCUACCGCUGAGCUAAAGGGAACUUCCCAACAGCUGACGCUUGUAAGGCACA
Mizuhopecten yessoensis (Yesso scallop) is the source of this 1892-nucleotide messenger RNA. Its product is annotated as ubiquitin-like protein 3. Bases 281 to 646 code for a protein of 121 amino acids. The record is from RefSeq and is a predicted model, not a curated record. Gene Ontology annotation, molecular function: protein binding. NCBI's taxonomy places the organism in Eukaryota, Metazoa, Mollusca, Bivalvia, Pectinida, Pectinidae. The transcript is spliced from 5 exons.